Molecule: messenger RNA, 1394 nt
Organism: Spea bombifrons (plains spadefoot toad)
Lineage: Eukaryota; Metazoa; Chordata; Amphibia; Anura; Pelobatidae
Gene: TAFA4
Product: TAFA chemokine like family member 4
Exons: 5
Coding region: 11-532 (173 amino acids)
Molecular function (GO): receptor ligand activity
Source: RefSeq, a predicted model, not a curated record
AGAGGUUUUUAUGAAAAGCAGAACCCGUUACCUGCUCUUGCAAAUGGGAUUUUGGAGUAACGUCGAAGCAGAUCCUAAAAUAAUUGUGUUUGACUUGAACAAACUUCUCGCAAAGUCUCCAAGGAUGAGAUUCCAUGCCAAAUCGAUGGUCCCGUCUCACUGGCUCUUUCUGGCGUACGUGCUAAUGGUUUGCUGCAAAUUAUUGUCUGCCUCCGGCCCUCAGUCCCGAGGGCAAACAGGGCAUUACCAGGUCAAACAAGGAACGUGCGAGGUUGUCGCAGUUCACCGAUGUUGUAAUAAAAACAGAAUCGAAGAAAGGUCCCAAACCGUGAAGUGCUCCUGCUUCCCUGGACAGGUCGCAGGUACCACAAGGGCUCAGCCUUCUUGUGUAGAAGCAUCGAUUGUAGUUCAUAAAUGGUGGUGUCAAAUGAACCCUUGUAUGGAGGGGGAAGAUUGCAAGGUUUUACCGGACCUCACGGGCUGGUCCUGCAGCAGUGGAAACAAAAUUAAAACUACAAAGGUAACGCGGUAGCGAAGAAAGGACUCCUCUCCGCUGAUGAUAUAUGCACUCCUUCUUUUUUGGGGGGAUUGUUACACUCAAUUCAUCAAGACUUUCCUUCUAGAAUGUAUUUGAAAUAAAAAAGCAGAAGAAUCUCCAUAUUUCAUCCAGUUUUUUCCAAUUCAGGACUCCAAGGAACAUCAAGGACUAGGAUGAACUCCAAAGAGUUAAAAAAAGACAAUAAGAUAAAGUUUAUUGGAUCAAAAAAUCAUAAAAUAUAACCCAAAUACCAGGAAGACUUAACAGCAAGAACCCAGGUUACCAACAUGGGUCAAAAUGGGUCAUCAGUUGGCUUUUUGAAACCCGAAGGUCAACUAGGGUUCCGGGCAUCUCUUUUUUUGGUGACAACGAAGCCCUUUGGAGAACAAAUUUGUAAAAUAAUAAUAAUAUUGCAAUACUGCAGUGGGACAUUUUUUACAAAAUCAAAUUAUCUUUAAUUAAACUGUUUUUGUGUGUGACCUUUGUGAAAAAUAUGUAAGUAUGAACCAACAUUUUGGGUAGUUUUAACUUUUUUUUUUGUUCUGUUUAGAAAUUCCAGUUUUGAUCUUAAGCCCAAUUAGAGGGAUUUUCUACUAUAUCUCCCGUUCCAUCAGAUUGAAUGUCCCUCAACUGAUUUCAAAGACAAUGUACUUUUUAUGUUGCCCUUAAGAAAACUGUAUAGGUCAAAGACAAAAAAAAAGACAAAAAAAUAUUAAUUACCGUUAGAAGGAUUCUAUUUCGGAACUAUUUUUCAUGGGUAGAUUUCAACGACAGCUAAUGAUAUUUGAAAUAUUCUAAAAGAGAACUAGAAAAAAGGUACAAUAAAAUGUAUAAUAAAAGUCACAAAGAGAUCUAU